AUGGGUUCGCUGAAGAGCGGCAAGAAGAAGAGCAAAUCGUCCGCGGAGAGGGACGUGCACAGCGUCAGCAAGACGAAGAAGAAGAAGGACAAGCACGCCCCGUCCGCGGUCGUCGACGCCGUGGGGGCCGCCACCCCGCUGAAGGAUACCCCGUCGAAGAAGGCGGAGAAGAAGAAGAAGAUGAAGAGCAAGAGCAAGAGCAAGAAGGCCACCCCGCCGCCGCCGCCGCCGCCGCCCAAGGAGGAGUCGUCGGACGAGAGCAGCAGCUCGGACAGCGACUCGUCCUCCGAGGAGGAGGAGCACGCCCCCGCGAAGAAGGCCAAGACCGCCGUAUCGAAGAAGGCUCCCGCUGCUGAGAAGGACGACUCGACCUCCUCUAGUGACGAUGACUCUAGUGAGGAGAGUGACGCCCCCGCGCCGAAGAGUAAUGGCGCCGCGGAAAAGCUGAAGAAGGGCGCCCAGAAGAGAAAGGAUUCCUCUGAUAGCUCAAGUGAGGAUGCCAGCUCAAGUGAGGAUGACAGCUCGGACGACGAGAACACCGUAGCCAAGGGGAAGCCCAAGUCCAAGGGGAAGACUGCUCCCAAAGCGAAAGAAAGUGACAGCUCUAGCGACGAGUCGAGUAGUCGUAGUAGUAGCGACGACAGCGACAAUGACGCCGACGAGAAGAAGGUUGCAGACAAGGUCAAGGAGAAUGACGACCCCAAGGACAGUGAUGACGACAGCAGCAGCGGCUCCAGCAGUGACAGCGACUCUGACGACGAUGCCGACUCGAAAGCGGAGGUCGUCGCAAACGGCAAGGCUUCGAAUGGCAACGCCGCCUCUGAUUCGAGCUCCGACGACAGCGACGAUGACGACAGUUCUGACGAUGACGAAGACGAGGAUGAGGGCAAGAAAAAGCCAUUGACUCCCAUGAGCGUGGAGAAGGGCAAGCUUCACGACGACAAAAUGUUGGCUCAAGUCGGACAGAAGCGCGACGCUCCCUCUGCUGAAAAUACCCCCCAGCCUCACAAACGGCAUCAAGCUGCUGCCGGUUCAGAGGAAGAAGUUCGCGUCUUUGUCGGAAACAUUCCCUGGACAAUUACGGAGGAUGACCUUGCGGAAACUUUGGGCUCAUGCGGUGAACUCACUGACAUCUACCUCCCCCGUGACCGGGAGACGGAGAGGCUGCGUGGUUUCGGUUUUGUUUCAUUUUCAGAGCCGUCCGGCGCUCAGGCCGCCUGUGAAAUGGACGGCGUUAUGUGCAAGGGUAGGCCACUCAACAUUAACCCGGCUGGUUCCAAACCGAGCGGCGGCAAUAGCCGAGGUGGCUUUGGAGGUAGAGGAGGUCGCGGUGGUGGACGUGGCGGUGGGCGCGGGGGGUAUGGUGAUGGCGGUGGCUUUGGCGGCCGUGGUGGUGGUGGCUUCGGUGAUCGUGGAGGUGGCUAUGGCGGCCGUGGAGGUGGCUUUGGCGGCCGCGGUGGUGGUGGCUUUGGCGGCCGUGGUGGUGGUGGUGGUGGCUUUGGCGGCCGUGAUGGUGGUGGUGGUGGAUUCGGCGGCCGUGGUGGUGGAUUCGGUGGUCGAGGUGGCGGCCGAGGUGGUCGGGGUGGUGGUUUUGGAAGCCGUGGGGGAGGAUUUGGUGGUAGUGGUGGAAAGAAGACAACUUUCGGCGAUGAUAGCGACUAGGGGAAGGUUUUUCCUAUCUUCUACAAGUACAUAGACCGUGAUAUGUUUGUGCGCUUUUCGCAGAAGGCACAUUU
Chondrus crispus (carragheen) is the source of this 1736-nucleotide messenger RNA. RefSeq lists its product as hypothetical. The record is from RefSeq and is a predicted model, not a curated record. Bases 1 to 1662 code for a protein of 553 amino acids. Gene Ontology annotation, molecular function: RNA binding. The transcript is spliced from 2 exons. Lineage: Eukaryota; Rhodophyta; Florideophyceae; Gigartinales; Gigartinaceae.